AUGUUCAAACAACUCGAGAAAUAUAAGGAAAAGUCAAGAAGUGACUUUUCACCAGUUUCCUCGGCCGUGUCACGACACAAGAGAAUCAUGGAUCAAAUUAGUUCAGAAGAAUUGCAGCAAAGAAACGUGGUUACCGUCAGAUUAUUCACGCAUAUGUUCCGUGCAUUUCAAAGAAAACGAGAAAUAUACCACAAAAGCAGGAAGAGUAAUUUUAAAGAAAUUGCAGGUUUCUUACCACCGUACCAUGUGAUAAUGUAA
This is a messenger RNA of Parnassius apollo (apollo), 258 nucleotides long. Lineage: Eukaryota; Metazoa; Arthropoda; Insecta; Lepidoptera; Papilionidae. The record is from the annotation of a GenBank genome assembly.